CGAGAGUUAGCACUAUAAAUGACUGGCUUCAAAUUCAAAUUGGCGGCUCUGAGGAUGCUAAAAAGAAGAAGCCAACGAAUCAGAAUCGGAUUAAGUCCACGAAGUACACAUUGCUUACAUUCCUGCCGCAGAAUCUGUUGGAACAGUUUCGCCGGAUAGCCAAUUUUUAUUUCCUAGUUAUGACUAUAAUAUCGUUACUAAUUGACAGUCCUGUUUCGCCCAUGACGUCGUUGCUGCCAUUAGUGUUUGUGAUCGCUGUGACAGCAGCGAAACAGGGCUAUGAAGACAUACUGCGAUAUAGAACUGACAAUGUGGUUAACCGAUCCCCGGUAACGAUAAUUAAGAAUGGCGACGAAUCUAUAAUACAGUCGCAGAAUGUGGCUCCGGGCGAUCUGAUCGUUGUCGAACGAGACUGUGAUGUACCCUGCGAUUUGGUCUUGCUGCGCUCAACCGAUCCGCAUGGCAAGUGCUUUAUCACUACAGCCAAUUUAGAUGGCGAAUCGAAUCUGAAGACUCUGCUAGUGCCUAGGGAUUUGCCACCAGUGCCCAUUGAUGAGAUGCACAAGCUAGGCAUUAUAGAAUGUGAAAGUCCCGGCACCGAUCUAUAUAGCUUUAAUGGAAAAAUCGAGCUAGCCGGUGGCGAGGGACGCGUCCUUCCUCUCUCGGCCGAGAAUGUGCUGCUCCGCGGGUCGCGUGUUAAAAAUACAGAGUGCGUCAUCGGCUGUGCCAUCUAUACGGGAAUGACCACAAAGCUGCAGCUGAACAGUCGACUGACCCGCAAUAAGACAGCUUCAAGUGAAACCUACGUGAACAGAUUUUUAAUAUUUAUACUUGUAGCUCUAAUAGCCAUAGUUACCUUGCUCUAUUUCCUAAAGCGAUACAAUGAGCUCUUUGUGAUACCAAAGCUGAGCUAUCUGGGACCUGCAGCGGACGGCUAUAGCGUUAAACAGUUCUUGCAGGACUAUCUGUCUUUUCUCAUAUUGUUCAACUAUUUGAUACCCAUUUCGCUCUAUGUUACCAUUGAGCUUCAGCGCGUCAUUGGCGGCUUCUUCAUGGAGUGGGACACCGAGCUCUAUGAUAAGGAGGCCGAUCAGCAAUGCGUUGUGAACACAUCGAACUUGAAUGAGGAGCUCGGCCAGAUCAAUAUACUCUUCUCUGAUAAGACGGGCACGCUCACCAAAAAUGAAAUGAAUUUUCAGCAGUGCUCGAUAGCAGGCCAUAAGUUUUCCUAUAGGAAGACGCGACUGGAAGAUUGUGAAACCAAAGCAUUGAUUGACAUCAACAAAUUUACCAUAGACCAGAAGGUGUUCUUCCAAGCGCUGGCGGUAUGCCACACAGUCCAGGUGGCAACUACCUCACCGGCAGAUGUGCAGGUGAGCAAUAAGAAUGAACACAACAAGUCUGGACCGGCGGAAAUGUACUCCAUGACGGAGAUCACCGAGGAGAGUCACAAUUCAAGCCAGCACAGUGAACUGAAUGUAAGCAACACGAUCGAGGCAUCCGUUUCGGCACAUCCGAACGGUGUCAAUGCUACGGCGACUUCAUCGGACGUAAACCCUCUGCUGAUAGGCGACGACAGAUAUCAAGUGGAGCGACGCAAGCGGCCGCAGGUAGUCAAGCGCAGCCCGAACUUCACCCGAUCCAACAAGGUGCACAUUGCAGCUGCUGGCGAGAUUGCCAAUGGUACUACAGAGCAUCAGAACGGUCACUCAAUGGCUGGCACGACAGUGCAAAGCCCGCAACUGAUGCGGCCCAUAUCUCUGCAGUUCCAGCGUUCUACCUCAGAGCGUGAUCUGCCACAGUAUGCGGAAGCGAACAGUGCCUCCGGCAUGGGUCACAGGCGUGCCCAUUCAUACGGCGCUCCCAAUGCGUAUCUCUCCAAUCCCGUCGGCAGUUUGACGCCAUCGGUUGGCGGGCUUUUUCGCACCGCCAGUGCCACUUCGCGUGAGUCCUAUGCUGCGCCUAUAUUCACACGCCAGCCCACAAUACUUAUGCGUGCCGAGUCCCAGCGCCGCAAAAAUGAAAUUCAGCAAACGUUGUGUUUGCUGGACUAUCAGGCAUCCAGUCCAGAUGAGAAGGCGCUUGUGGAGGCGUGCGCCUAUUUGGGUAUGGUCUACACUGGCGACGAUGAUGAGGUGCUGCGUGUACGUAUUGUUCCACCACAUCUGGACUAUAAACGUCCCAUCAAUAACAAUAAGCGCAAGGAGGACUGCUUCUAUCGCCUGCAUGUGCUGGAGUUUACAUCGGAUCGCAAACGCAUGAGCGUAAUUGUGCGCGACGAGGCUGGCAAGAAGUGGAUCUAUACUAAAGGUGCAGAGAGCUAUGUGUUUCCGCUAUGUGCUAACAGUUCGGCGGAUAUGGUCUCCAAGACGGACAACCACAUCAGCGACUUUGCUCGCUUGGGUCUGCGCACCUUGGCCAUAGCUAGGCGAGAGAUUCCUGAAACAGAGUACCAGGAAUUCGUCACUUCCCUGGCUCAGGCUAAUAGCUCUCUGGAAAAUCGCAAGCAGCUCUGCGAGGAAUGCUAUUCAAAGAUUGAGAGCAAUCUCGACUUACUCGGCGCAACGGCUGUCGAGGAUGCGCUGCAGGAUGAUGUAGCCGACACGCUGGUAUCUCUGCAAGCAGCAGGCAUCAAGAUUUGGGUGCUCACCGGCGACAAAGUCGAAACGGCGCUGAACAUUGCCCUCUCCUGUGGUCACAUACCGCCCGACGCCAAGAAGUACAUCAUUCUCGAGUGCAAGAGUCGUGAUGAUCUGCUGAUUCACUUGAAUGUUCUCGAACGUGAGAUUGUCUUCGGAAUGGGGCAGGAAUGCGCUCUGCUCAUCGAUGGCAAGAGCUUGGCCGUCGCUCUGGCCGAAGCGCCUAAGGAGUUUCGCGACGUGGCAGUCAAGUGCACGGCUGUGCUCUGCUGUCGCCUUAGUCCCCUGCAGAAGAGCGAGGUGGUGGCCCUUAUCAAAUCAUCCAAUGAGAACUACAAUACAGCCUCUAUUGGCGACGGAGCCAACGACGUUUCAAUGAUCCAAGAAGCCCAUGUCGGCAUUGGCAUCAUGGGCCGCGAGGGCCGCCAGGCGGCUCGCUGUGCCGACUUCGCUUUUGCUAAGUUUUGUAUGCUGAAGCGUCUGCUUCUGGUCCAUGGCCAUUAUCACAGCGUUCGACUUUCGUUCCUGGUACUUUACUUCUUCUACAAGAACAUCGUGUUCAUGGGCAUUAUGUUCCUAUUCCAAUUUCACACGCUGUUCUCUUCGUCGUCCGUUUACGAUUCCCUGUUCCUGACCCUCUACAAUGUGAUCUACACGUCGCUACCCAUUCUAUUCAUAUCCUUAACCGAAAAGCCCUACACCGAGGAGAAGCUUAUGCAAAAUCCGAAACUCUAUAGGAAAAACACAAAUAAUAAGCAGCUGCAUUGGCCCUAUUUUCUGAUGUGGACUGUAUUUGCGAUUUACCAUUCGGUGAUCAUAUUUUAUUUUGCGUACUGUAUGUUCUCCUUUAACAACGUCAUACUGAGCUGGGGCCAAACGGCGGCCUUCUCUUGUUUUGGGACGUUGCUUAUCUGGGCUGUGGUGAUCAUAGUAAACCUGAAGCUCUGGCUGGAGUCCAUGUAUCUCUCCUAUUGGUACAUUGCAAUAAUAGUAUUAUCAGUACUUGCAUUUAUGGUUACGACCGUCAUCUACAACGUUAUCAAUCUGGACUACGACACGGAUAUUUACUGGGCAUAUAACAAUCUGCUAUCCUCCUUACCCGUAUGGCUGUACGUCGUUUUAGUGGUUGUCGCCGCUCUAUUGCCCGACUUUACACUGAGAAUGUUCCAGAGAGCUCUUAAGAUCAAGAAAUUUAGCAUAUUCCCCGGCAAACAACGAAAGCUUGAAAUGCGCCAGAAAUUCGAGUCGACCUACUUAUAAUACCUAGGCUUAAUUUAUUUAUUCUGUUUUAUUUGU
Molecule: messenger RNA, 3935 nt
Organism: Drosophila navojoa
Lineage: Eukaryota; Metazoa; Arthropoda; Insecta; Diptera; Drosophilidae
Product: phospholipid-transporting ATPase IF
Biological process (GO): phospholipid translocation
Cellular component (GO): endoplasmic reticulum; plasma membrane
Molecular function (GO): magnesium ion binding; ATPase-coupled intramembrane lipid carrier activity; ATP binding
Source: RefSeq, a predicted model, not a curated record